AUGGAGUUUUUUAUACCUUAUUUGUAUAUAAUAUGUGUUAUAUUUAUCAUAAAUGUUACUAGUACAGGUGGGGGGACAGAUGAUGAUAUUAAUAAUAUUGAAGGUAAAUCAAUUUUAGGUACUAGCCAUUAUAAUAUAUCAAAUAUAAAUUUAUCUGCUAUCCCUAAUUUGGAUAGUAGCAUACCUGUUGGUCUUUCAAGUGAUACCAAAAAAUGGUCAUCUAAUAAUCCUACGUCUAUAAAAGAUAAGAAAAAAAAAGAAAUAAAACCUAAAGAUAUUAUGAAUAAUAAUGAUACAUCUAAUUCUUCUUCAAGAAAUAAAGAAAAUAAUAAUCCAAUAAAAUCUGUAUUAUUAAAAGAAAAUAAAGGAAUAAAAAUUACUGGACCAUGUAAUGCAAAUUUGUCAAUAUUUCUUGUUCCACAUAUAUAUAUUGAUGUUGAAACAAAAUAUAAUAAUAUUCAAUUAAGAUAUAAGUUGGAUGAAUGUAGUGAAUCAAUAAAAUUCAAAGAUACAACUACAGAAUUAAGUACGUCUGAUGAUACUUCGUUGAAUGUUAAUUUUAAGGCAGGUGUAUCAAGAGAUACUAUGGAUAAGGACAGAUUAUAUAAUAUAUGUGAAGAUAAUAAAACAUUUAAAUUUGUAGUAUAUAUUAUAGAUAAUAUUUUGACACUUAAAUGGAAAGUAUACGAAACAGGAGUUACAAAUAACAAAGUAGAUAUCAGACAAUAUAAAAUGAAAGAACUAAGUAGUCCUAUCACAACAUUUCAAAUUCAUAGCGUGUCAGAAAAUAAAGACUUCCAUGUAUUGGAAACUAAAAAUUAUGCUAUAAAAACAGAUAUCCCAGAAAAAUGUGAUAUUAUGGCAACAAAGUGCUUUUUGAGUGGAAAUAUAAAUAUCGAAAAAUGUCUAGAAUGUACCUUACUUGUUCAGAAUAAUGAUACAUCAAGCGAAUGCUUUACAUAUGUUUCAAAGGAUGUUCGCCAAAAUUUCAAUCAAAUUAAAGCAGAAGCAGAAGAUGAUGAAAAUUUUCGUGAUUAUCAUCUUACAGAUAUUAUAAAUAAUAUAUUGACAAAAAUAUACAAAAUAUAUAAAAUAAAUAAAAUAAAUAAAAAUGAAGAAAAGAAAGAAUUAAUAUCACUAGAAGAAUUAGAUGAUUUUUUGAAAGAGAGAAUAACAGAUUAUUGUAAAAUAUUAAAAGAACUCGAUAUGAAUGGAACAUUAGUAAAUCAUGAAUUAGGAAAUAAUGUGGAUGUAUUUAAUAAUUUAAUAAGAUUAUUAAAAUUACAUGAAAAUGAAAGUAUAAGUACCUUACAUCAUAAAUUAAGAAAUUCAGCAAUUUGUAUGAAAUAUCCUGAUAAAUGGAUAGAAAAAAAAAGAGGUCUAAUAUUACCAAAUAUAGAAAAUAAUAAUAUAAUAUAUAAUAUUAAAUAUGAAAAAUUAAAUGAAGAAAAAAAAAAAAAAAUAGAUAAUAAUAUGUUAGAUGAGCAUGAUAUUAAAAUUAGUGAUAUUAAAAAUAUUAAAAAAAAAAAUAUAUAUUUAUUUUCUAAUAAUACAUUAGAACAUUUUAAUAAUGAGAAACAAUUUUGUAAUAGUUCCUAUUGUAAUAGAUUAAAAGAUGAAAAUAAUUGUAUAUCAAAAAUUCAAAUUGAAGAUCAAGGAAAUUGUUCAAUUUCUUGGAUUUUUGCAUCUAAAUAUCAUUUCGAAACUUUAAAAUGUAUGAGAGGUUAUAAACCACAUGCAAUUUCUGCAUUAUAUAUAGCUAACUGUAGUAAAAGAAAACAUAAAGAUAGAUGUAAUGUGGGAUCUAAUCCAUUAGAAUUUUUACAAAUAAUACAAGAAAAUAAAUUUUUACCUAUGGAAACAAACUAUUUAUAUACUUAUACAAAAGUAGGCAACCAUUGUCCAGAUGAAGAAAAGAAAUGGGUAAAUUUGUUGGAACAUACAAGAAUGAUAAAUUAUAAUAAUAAAGAUUUUACUACAUUAUCUACUAAAGCUUAUAUAGCAUAUGAAAGUGAAACAUUUAAGAAAGACAUGCAUUCAUUUGUUAAAUUAAUAAAAGAUGAAAUAAUGAACAAAGGUUCAGUUAUUGCUUAUGUAAAAGCUGAAAAUGUCCUAGGUUAUGAAUUAAACGGAAAGAUAGUUCAAAACUUAUGUGGUGAUAAAACACCUGAUCAUGCAGUUAAUAUUGUUGGUUAUGGUAAUUAUAUAAAUGAUGAAGAUGAGAAAAAAUCUUAUUGGCUUGUAAGAAAUAGUUGGGGUAAAUAUUGGGGAGAUGAAGGUUACUUUAAAGUUGAUAUGUAUGGACCAUCAAAUUGUGAAAAUAAUUUCAUCCACAGUGUAGUAGUAUUUAAUAUUAAUAUGCCUAAGAAUAAGAAAUGUGCUGUAAAGAGAACACUUCCAUUAUAUAACUAUUACUUGAAAAACUCUCCUGAUUUUUAUCAUAACCUUUAUUAUAAAAAUUUUAAUUCUAAGAAAAGUAUGAAUUUGGUUAAUGCGUCUGAUGAACGUAAAAAUAUUUAUGACCAAGAAGAUAAGGUAAACAAUGAAAAAAGAAGUAAGGUUUUAAAUUCGGAAGUAACUACUUCAUUAUCAUCACAAAGAUAUGAUAAAGAUGACAAUACAGAUACAAUAAUAGGACAUAGGCAAGAUAUAAACACACAAGAAAAAAAUAUCAAGGAUGAAUUUCAUAAAUCCUCUAUAACAAAUAAUAAUGUAUCAUCAUCUAAUAUGACCAUAAGUAAUAAGAAUACAAAUAAGGUUAAAAUAUAUCACAUUAUCAAACAUGUAAAGAAUACAAAAAUAAAAAUAGGUUUUGUUAAAUACGAUAAUUAUAAUAUCAUAGGAAUGAAUCAUACAUGUUCAAGAUCUUAUUCAGCAGAUCAAGAGAAACAUGAAGAAUGUAUUAAAUUUUGUGAACUUCAUUGGAAUGAAUGUAAAGAUAAAACAUCCCCUGGAUAUUGUUUAACAAAACUGAAGGGAUCAGAUGAAUGUUUUUUCUGUUAUGUGUAA
Messenger RNA from Plasmodium gaboni, 3009 nucleotides. RefSeq names its product serine repeat antigen 1. Gene Ontology annotation, cellular component: lysosome. Gene Ontology annotation, molecular function: cysteine-type endopeptidase activity. NCBI's taxonomy places the organism in Eukaryota, Apicomplexa, Aconoidasida, Haemosporida, Plasmodiidae. The coding region runs from base 1 to 3009 and encodes 1002 amino acids. The record is from RefSeq and is a predicted model, not a curated record. The transcript is spliced from 4 exons.